AUGACGUCCACCACCACCACGACCAAGCUUAGCAACACGAAGGCCACCGAGCCACCGCGCGGCCGCCCCGUGAGCGGGCGUGUGUGGAAGAAGGUGCAGAAGACGCGCUUUUCGGCGCAGGGCUUGAAGGGCACCAAGGUGUUGAGCACAACGUGGGAGGAGAAAAUGCUCAAGCGCGCUAAGCUUAAAGAGCUGAAGGAGCUGCAGGCGGAGAUUAAGGCACGACGACAAGCAGAGAAGGAUGCCAAGCGCCAGGCGCGUGAGGAUAAGGAAAAGCGUCGGAAGGAGAAUGAGCUGAAGUCAGCUGCUGUGCAAGUCAUUUCACGCACGCACAGACUCAAGACCAUGAGCAAGAAGCAGCUGCGCAACAUUAAGAAGACCAUUGUCAACAAGCAGGGCGUGGUCGAGUACGUGCCUGUCUACUCCAAGUAG
This is a messenger RNA of Phytophthora infestans T30-4, 432 nucleotides long. RefSeq lists its product as uncharacterized. The record is from RefSeq and is a predicted model, not a curated record. NCBI's taxonomy places the organism in Eukaryota, Oomycota, Peronosporomycetes, Peronosporales, Peronosporaceae. The transcript has a single exon. Gene Ontology annotation, cellular component: nucleolus. Bases 1 to 432 code for a protein of 143 amino acids.